Molecule: messenger RNA, 1703 nt
Organism: Austrofundulus limnaeus
Lineage: Eukaryota; Metazoa; Chordata; Actinopteri; Cyprinodontiformes; Rivulidae
Gene: etnppl
Product: ethanolamine-phosphate phospho-lyase
Cellular component (GO): mitochondrion
Molecular function (GO): transaminase activity; ethanolamine-phosphate phospho-lyase activity; pyridoxal phosphate binding
Source: RefSeq, a predicted model, not a curated record
GCCGUCCUGUAAGAUCUUCUUCAGCCAUGACCCCAUCAAGAUCGUCCGAGCCAAAGGCCAGUACAUGUAUGACGAGAAGGGACAGCGCUACUUGGACUGCAUCAACAACGUGGCUCAUGUGGGUCACUGUCAUCCAGAUGUGGUGAAGGCUGGAGCUGAGCAGAUGGAACAGCUCAACACCAACACUCGCUUCUUACACGACAACCUGGUUCUGUUUGCUCAGAGGCUCCAGGCGACGCUGCCCGACAAGCUGUCCGUCUGCUACUUUGUCAACUCUGGCUCUGAAGCCAACGACCUGGCCCUCCGGUUAGCGUGGCGCUACACGGGCAACAAAGACAUCAUCACGUUGGAAAAUGCGUACCACGGACACGUGUCGUCACUAAUCGACGUCAGCCCCUAUAAGUUCCAGCAGCUGUCGGCCGCGGAGCAGAGUCAGUUCGUCCAUGUGGCUCCCAGCCCAGAUGUGUACAGAGGGAAAUACCGAGCGGACCACCCUGAUCCUGCCAUGGCGUAUGCAGAGGAAGUGAAGAACAUACUCGACAACGUUCAGAAAAAGGGCCGCAAGGUUGCUGCUUUUAUUGCUGAGUCAUUGCAGAGUUGUGGCGGGCAGGUCAUUCCCCCCGCGGGUUACUUCCAGCGUGUGGCUGAGCACAUUCGUAAAGCGGGAGGCGUCUUCAUCGCUGAUGAGGUGCAGGUGGGCUUCGGCCGCGUUGGCUCUCACUUCUGGGCCUUUCAGCUCCAGGGAGACGACUUCGUCCCCGACAUCGUGACGAUGGGGAAGCCCAUCGGUAACGGCCACCCCAUGUCCUGCGUGGUGACGAGCAGAGAGGUGGCCGAGGCCUUCACCUCCUCCGGCAUGGAGUAUUUCAACACAUUUGGCGGUAACCCCGUGUCGUGCGCCAUCGGUCUGGCCGUCCUGGACGUGAUCGAGAAGGAGGACCUGCAGGGGAACGCUCUGCGUGUGGGACGACACCUGACCCAGCUGCUGGAGAAGCAGAAGGAGAAACACCUGCUGAUUGGAGACAUCAGGGGUCGCGGUCUUUUUGUCGGGGUGGAACUUGUGAAGGACCGAGUUAAACUCACUCCUGCCACAGCAGAGGCCCAGGAAAUCAUUUAUAAGCUGAAGGAGCAGCACGUCCUCCUCAGCGCUGAUGGACCUCACCGCAACGUGCUGAAGUUCAAACCGCCGCUCUGCUUCACCGCCGAGGACGCCGAGCUGGUGGUGGAGAAGAUGGACCACAUUCUGACAGAGCUGGAGGAGGCACUAAAACUGAAUCAAACACUGAACACAGAAACUGAGGGCAGUAAAAGAAAGGUAUCSAGUGCUGAAAACGGACAUGAAGAGUUGAUCCACUCUGAUGGACGUCAGCAACUAAAGAAACGCAUCAGAACAUYAAAACAAGUCGACUGAAACUUCAUGAACUUUACAAACACCUGAAACCUUUGACAGUAAAGGGUAAACCCUCCUGCUGUCCAAUGUGUACAAYUACUCAUGAGCUUUUAUUGUGAAAAAACAAAUACUUUUAGGGAGCGUAAAGAGAUGUGAAGCAACAAAGUUUACAGAACUUAGUUUUUUUUGAGGAUCUGUAAUCAUACCAUGUAUUUUUUAAAGGAAAACAUACUUUACUUCUUUACUUAUUUAAAAGUGGUCGAACUCAUCAUGGAAAGUUUUGCACUUUAAAAAAAAAUAAAAUGUUUAAUUU